Messenger RNA from Microtus ochrogaster (prairie vole), 4399 nucleotides. It is a transcript of the gene Ankle2, whose product is annotated as ankyrin repeat and LEM domain containing 2. Gene Ontology annotation, cellular component: endoplasmic reticulum. Lineage: Eukaryota; Metazoa; Chordata; Mammalia; Rodentia; Cricetidae. Bases 248 to 3124 code for a protein of 958 amino acids. Gene Ontology annotation, biological process: negative regulation of phosphorylation. Gene Ontology annotation, molecular function: protein phosphatase 2A binding. The transcript has 13 exons. The record is from RefSeq and is a predicted model, not a curated record.
AGCUGGGUUCCUGGCAACGUUCUGGCUCUUUCGGGAAACCAAAGACACCACACUGCACGCGCACCCCGCCUCAUCUUUUCCUGUCUGACUACGACUCCUGUAACCCAGCGGCGGGGCGGAGGCAGCGAACCUAGCGGCCCGCGCGGCUCCGGCAGCGAAGCGAGCGGCCUAGUGAGGGCCCGAGGCGUGCGCGGCGCGGGUUCUAACUCUGGCGGCCGCGCUCAAGGCCGCGACGUCGACGGUGGCGAUGCUGUGGCAGCGGUUGGCUGUGGUUGAGUGGGCGGCGUUAGCCUGGGAGCUCCUCGGCGCCUCGGUGCUGCUCAUCGCCGUGCGCUGGCUGGUCCGGCGGCUAGAGAAGCGGCCGCAGGACCUGAGUCGUAGCGGGACACCCUCCUCGCCGACCGGCGCGUCUGCAGCUGUGGCCCCUCAGCCAGGUGAAGUGACAAUGGAUGCCAUGUUGGCACGAUUGAAACUCCUGAAUCCAGAUGACCUUAGAAAGGAAGUUAUAAAAGCUGGAUUGAAAUGUGGACCCAUUACAUCAACAACAAGAUUUAUUUUUGAGAAGAAAUUAGCUCAGGCUUUACUAGAGCAAGGUGGAUUGCUGACUUCCUCUCUUCCCAAUCACGGUGAGGGGACUGCCACUCCGUAUAUCCAGGGCACCCUAAGGACUCCUGCAUCUGUGCAAGAGGAACAAACUCAGCACGCCAGUUUUUCUGAAGACAAAGAUUUUGGUUACAGUGUGGGCUUGAACCCUCCAGAGGAUGAAGCUGUAACAUCUAAGUCCCACCCAAUAUCCUUCAGUGCUUCUGCCAGGAAUGACAACCACCAGGCUGAAAUGACAGCUGCUAAGGAGCCACUUCUGUACUAUGGAGUGUGUCCAGUAUAUGAGGAUGGCCUUAUGAGAAAUGAAAGGAUCCAUGUUUACGAAGAUAAAAAGGAAGCAUUGCAAGCUGUCAAAUUGAUCAAAGGGUCCCGAUUUAAAGCUUUUCCAACAAGAGAAGAUGCUGAGAAAUUUGCUAGAGGAGUAUGUGAUUAUUUCCCUUCUCCUAACAAAACUGUGUCCUCACUGUCUCCUGUGAAGGCAGUGCCGCUCCAUGGCAGUGAUGGGUUAAAAGCAGAUUACUCAUGCCUGGCUGAAUCAGAAACAGUAAAUAAAGAACGAGCAAACAGUUAUAAAAGUCCCCGUACACAGGACCUCACUGCUAAGCUUCGGAAAGCUGUUGAGAAAGGGGAUGAGGAUACCUUUUCUGAUCUUAUCUGGAAUAAUCCCCGAUAUCUAAUUGGUUCUGGGGACAACCCAACCAUUGUACAAGAGGGAUGUCGUUACAAUAUCAUGCACGUUGCUGCCAAAGAGAAUCAGGCUUCUCUGUGCCAGAUGACACUAGAGACUCUGGAGAACCCUGAGUUUAUGCGUCUAAUGUACCCAGAUGAUGACAUGGACAUGCUGCAGGAGCGCAUCCUCUACAUUGUCGACCUUUAUCUUAAUACCCCUGACAAAGUGGGCUUUGAUACACCAUUGCAUUUUGCUUGUAAAUUUGGGAAUGUGGAUGUAGUCAAUGUGCUUUCUUCACACCCUUUGAUUGUGAAAAAUCCAAAGAAUAAAUACGGUAAAACACCCAAAGACGUAAUUUGUGAAAGAAGCAAAAACAAAUCUGUAGAGCUGAAAGAAAGGAUUAGAGAAUAUUUAAUGGGUCACUACUAUGUGCCACUUCUGAGAGCAGAAGACACUUCUCCUGUCAUUGGUGAGCUGUGGUGCUCAGACCAGAAAGCUGAAACUGCUAAUGCUGAGCACUAUAGAAGUAGCCCCAGAGAUCCUGUGAUGACACUGAGAGCUUUCGUGGGGCCUCUGAGUCCAUCCAAGGCAGAAGAUUUUCGAAAGCUCUGGAAAACUCCACCUCGAAAGAAAGCAGGCGUCUUCCACAACAUCAGAAAGUCUGACCCAGAACGAGGCAUUGAGAGAGUGGGAAGGGAGCUAGCUCAUGAGCUGGGGUAUCCCUGGGUUGAAUACUGGGAAUUUUUGGGAUGUUUUGUUGAUCUGUCUUCCCAGGAAGGCUUGCAAAGACUAGAAGAAUACCUUACCCGGCAGGAAAUAAGCAAAAAGGCUCAACGAGAAAUAGAAAAUAAAAGCUGCCUUCAGGACAGAGCCUCAGUUUUUGGCAGUGGAAAGAAGUACAGCAAUUCCAUCUCUGUGGGAGCAUUUCUGGAUGGAGAGGAUGAUACUAGCUUGGAUGAAAUUAAAAAUCAUCAAGAUACAGCUCAAAGUCAGAGUCAGCCCACAACCAAUAAAUUCCAAAACUCUGAAUGUGGUUCCCUUCCCUUGGGACAGGUGGACCCUGGAGAAUCCUCAGUUGGAUCUUGCCUCCUUAACAGCAGAAAUGGGCUUUGUCAUCCUCUGAAUCACAGGACUGCAGAUAGAAAGGGACUAGAGGCCACCAGUGGGGAAGAAUCCCUUUUACUACCUGUUUCUGCUUUGACUCUAGAGUUUGAUAAACUGAAUUUGCAGAGUCUAGGAGAUAGCCUUCUUGAUACACCAAAUAAAAAUAAGAUUCUGACUUCAAGAAAGGAUGCCGCAGAGAGUGACUCACUGGUACCUCCUCCUGCAAUAGUGAGACUUGAAAAUAACCAAAUCAGGACCAACAGUGAAGUGUCAGAGGCAAUGGCUGAAAUGUCUUUGGAUCCCAACAGCCCCCAGGUUAGGGUUCAGGAUGGUCUGGAACCUGUGUUCUCAUCUGCUAUGGGAGAUUCCACCUGGAGGCUCUUCCUUUCUGGAGAAGAGCCAUCAAAACUAGAUCGGGAUGUUUUAGCAGCUCUUGAGCGUGCCUAUAUUGACCCGAGUCUGUACCCAGCUGUCCACAGAUGGAAAAGCACUGUCCUGUGCUAUUCACCCUCAGAGAGACAAAGUUGGCCAAGUCCUGCACUGAAAGGGAAGAUCACAACUGAGCUGCUGGAUCUUGGUUGCUCUCGUAGCUGCGGUUCAGGGCGAAGCAGUCCAGCUGGUAGCAGCUCCAGCAAGCCUGGUCACACCACCUCCUCCCCUGGCCUUCACAGCCCUGGGCGUUACAGUCCAGCACAUGGGAGUCACUUCCAAAGGAUGGCACACAUGGCCCGACUUGCAGCUCUGUAGAGCCAGCCAAUAUGCUCACUCCUGGGGCUCAUUUACUUGUUUUUAAAAAAAGGGGUAAUGUGUUUAUUGGUAAAAAUUCCAUAACAAAAAAAUUGUAUUCUGAGUAACUUUUUAAUCCUCUCUUUGAAGAUACCAGAAUGUUAGAAUAUACAAUGUUACGAGUAAAAUUUAAAUUUCUGCUAUUUUGAAAGAAGUUAAUGAAAGCAAACUCAGAUCCAAGUUGUUUGAAGGUGUGGCUAUAGUAACGAUGCAGACUUUUCAGGAGGAAACUUCUGGUUUUGGAAUAGAUCAAAGAUACAAAAGCAGCUAGCUGAUAGGCAAGUGAGGUGCUGCUCUAAUUGGGGCUGGCUACCUACAGUGUCAGCAGCAGGUCUGCAGUACCUGUAUGCACACCCAGUUUCUCAGAAAGAUUGUGUGUUGUCUCAUUCUUAGGGUGGUAUCAGCUUUCUGAUUUGCAAUGGCAAAAACGUGCUUGUCACUUAAUCCUAGUUGUUCCAACUAUGAGAAAGCAGGUAACAGGGAAACAAAGGGUUCUUGACUAUCUCAGACUUCAGUAGCAGUGCUCAAAACAUGGCUAGAUUAAAAACUUUUCUUGUGGGGGUGAAAAAGUUAAAGCCAUUGGGAGUGUUGUCAGUAAUCAUAGAAAACUUACCAGCAAUAACUGAAAAAGCAAUUCUUAUUUCUCAGAAGAACUUCAGUAUGCUUUUACUUAGUUGUCAGUGUAAUGAUAAUUAGGUAAUGUGGAAGUUUCCUAGUCUUAAUAUUUUUCCUGAGACUUAAUUGAGCAUGAGUAUACAACAAGUAAAUCUCAUACUUUAGAAUUCAUUUAAAGAGCAUUACACUACAGUUUAAAGCUUGACAUUUUUUAACUGUAAACUCUGUUCAGUUGCUUAUGUUUACUUUCCUUGUCACUAGCCACAAGAGUGUAAAACCACCUUGCUGAAGUUAGUUCCUGGCUCUUUGGCACACUGGCCUGCACACAGGCAGUAGUGUUCUGUAGACACUUGCUGUGUGUAAUCCCAAUCAAAAACUAUACCACUGGUUUUGCCAACUUCAGUGCCUUUUAUGAGUCAUUCUUAAUUUUCCUGAAUUUAGAUUUUGGGAUUGUACAAUGCAACUAAAUGGGUAUUAAGAUUCUUUUUUGUUCAUAAAAGUUCUGGCUGGACUUGGUGGUACACACCUUUAAUCCCAGCACUCAGGAGGCAGAAGCAGGUAGGUCUUUGUGAGUUUUGAGGACAGCCAGGACUACAGAUAGAGACCUUACCUCAAAAAAAA